Messenger RNA from Mycetomoellerius zeteki, 737 nucleotides. RefSeq lists its product as uncharacterized. The record is from RefSeq and is a predicted model, not a curated record. The coding region runs from base 107 to 541 and encodes 144 amino acids. NCBI's taxonomy places the organism in Eukaryota, Metazoa, Arthropoda, Insecta, Hymenoptera, Formicidae. The transcript has 2 exons.
UGAAAACGGAAAAGCGAGUGAGUACGUACUUUGAACUGGAAAACAAAAGUCCCCGGGGAUCUGCUUGCUCGACUAACGUACGGUGGAAACACAACAAGUACCCGAAAUGCUGGCAGCCUCGAUUUGUCACGAAAUCUACUACACGGUGUUGCCCAGUACGACGAUGACCUCACGAGUACCACGCUGCCUCUUCGGCCGGCCAAAUCCGCGAGAGACGAUAGAGAUGCUCCAGGAGGCACUGGACGCGGAGAGGAGCAAGUUCGCCAAGAGAUGGGGAGUGGAUCCUCGCUCCGAGGAUAAGGAGAAUAAUUACCAGAGGCGGAACACUGAGAAGAGCGACCGGUCGCCCGGCAAAAGGCGGAGUAAUCCGUAUUCAAGGCAGACCAGCAUUCACGAUUAUUGGCGAGCUAGAAAAGUAUGCGACGUGAACAAAAAGCCGCUGACAGCCACGGUAGACGUGUCGAAGCAAAAUGUGGAAUCGUCGAAAACAACGAAGACGAUCCCUACGACAACAACGACGACUAUAACGAAGACCACGUAGAAGACGUUGAACUAAUCGUAUAUUCUGUUGCACAGACCCCGUGCACACGUGCGAUUCUCUCUUAUUUUGCUGUGAUGGCGAAAAAAUCGCCAUGUUAACUUAAAUGUACUAGGCGGCAAAAAACUAACCAGAAAACAGCUAGCUUGAAAUUACUUAAAAAAAUUAAUAUAUUUUAGCGGAUUAUUAAAGUAUUAUU